AAAUUGACAUUUUGACAACACUUAAAUUUUACUUUGUUAAUACUUGUAACUUUAUUUUAUUAUUAUAAUUUAAUUACUGACACUAUAUUCACUAGAAAAUGAAAUUUACUAUUCCUGAAAUAUCUUGGCAUAACAGAGACCCAGUGUUAAGUGCAGAUUUUCAACCAGUUCGUGAUGAUAAUGAACCUUUACGACUUGCUACUGGAGGCACCGAUUCUCAUAUUUUGAUAUGGUAUAUUUCUAUCACGGAAUCUGGGUCCGUGAAUUUAGAGGUUGCAGCGGAUUUGACUCGGCAUCAGAAAGCUGUGAAUGUGGUGCGAUGGUCUCCGGACGGGCAGCUUCUAGCAUCUGGUGAUGAUGAAUCUAUUAUAUUCAUUUGGAAGCAGAAAACUGAUAAAGAACCUUCUAUACAAAAUUUAGAACAGCCUGAAGAGCAGUAUAAGGAGUCAUGGGUUAUACACAAGACUCUCCGAGGACACAUGGAAGAUGUUCUAGAUAUAACUUGGAGUAUGAAUUCCUCAUGCCUAGCAUCAGGUUCAGUUGACAAUAAGUUACUGGUGUGGGAUGUAGCACGAGGCAGAUAUAGUGCUAUACUAACAGACCAUAAAGGAUUCGUGCAGGGUGUAUCUUGGGACCCGAAGGGACAGUUCAUAGCAUCUGCUAGCACUGAUAGAGUGUUUCGUACAUUUGAUAUAAACACCAAGAAAGUGGUCUCACGAAGCAGCAAAGCAGUGCUGCCAUUCUCAUCUGAGCAUCCACUAAAGGAUGUUAAAGUUCGUUUAUAUCACGAUGACACACUGCAGACAUUCUACCGGAGGUUGCAGUUUAGUCCUGAUGGCCUCCUGAUAGCUGUACCAGCUGGGAGGAUAGAACCUGAGCAGAGCAAGGCGGAUGUGAAGCCUAUUAAUGCUGUAUAUAUUUACACGAGAUAUUCCUUGAAAGUACCAGCAUGCGUGGUGCCGUGCGGGGAGCCCGCGCUGUCGGUGCGGUGGUCGCCGCGGCGCUGGGCCCCGCGCGCGGCGGGGCCCCGGGUUGCGUUCCCGGUCGGGGCGCGGAUGGUGCUGGCCAUCGCCACCAAGCGGGCCGUCAUGCUCUACGACACGCAGCAGAAGACGCCUCUAGCUUUGAUAUCUAAUAUUCAUUAUGCAAGAUUAACAGAUCUGACGUGGUCUCCCGACGGACGUAUACUGGUGGCCUCAAGUGCCGACGGAUUCUGUUCAGUCAUCACAUUUGGUGAAGGAGAGCUCGGAGAGGUUCUGCCUGACGAGGUUGAAGCGCCGGUAACUUCAGAACCAAUGGAAGUAGAGGUUCCAGAGCAGCCACAGAAACCAGAGAUAAAAGAGAAGACACCAGAAAAAGACAGUAAACCACCAAACAAUCUACAGAAGAUAGAUUCUUUCAUUAAAUUUAAGGCGCCAACACAGAAUUCCCAAAAACAAAAAUCUGUACCUGAUCCAAAGACACCUGUUAAAAUAGAUGUUUUAGAGGAAGUAGCCAUGCCAUCGUGGUCCGAUAACUCUAACAAUGAGCUCAUUAAGCCACAAGAGUCAAUGGAAGUGGAGACUGAAGUAAGUGAAAAGAUAUCAGAAGUUAUACAGAUUGAAGACAGUGAAGACAUAAAACUCGUGUACGAAGACACUGAAAGUAAACUAGUUGAGUCUCCAAAAGAGUCCAAAAUCUCAGAAAGCAAAAAAGCGUCCCCUAGGAAGAGUCCUAAAAUUAAAAGCACUAGUAAAGAGAGUCCAAACGUUGGUGGGAAGACUAAGCAGACACAGAAAUCACCACAAAACAAGUUAACUUCUAAACAGAGUCCCAAGACUGAGGCCAACUCCUUUUUGAAACAAGCAAAAGUGACAGACAUAAUAGAACCAGUGCUGGUUACAAGUGCAGCGAGCCCUAAGGCACCGAGAAGAGUAAACUUUGUUACAUUGUCGAGCCCUAAAAAUAAGAAAAAGUGUUGAUACUAAUAAAAAACAUGUAUAAAAGUAAACAUUUAUAAUAAAUAUUUACAAAUCAUUCAUUCUUUAUCACAUUUAAAUUAAAGAGAGUACAAUAAUAUAACAAAAUAUAUUUAUCAAUAGAGAGUGUCCAUACUUACCUAACACAUUCUGGUAGUCCUAUUUUGAUUUGUCCCAAGUAAAAUUAAAGAAAUCCAAUAACGAUGUUAUAAU
Messenger RNA from Achroia grisella, 2171 nucleotides. It is a transcript of the gene Caf1-105, whose product is annotated as chromatin assembly factor 1 subunit B. The record is from RefSeq and is a predicted model, not a curated record. Gene Ontology annotation, molecular function: protein binding. Bases 99 to 1961 code for a protein of 620 amino acids. Gene Ontology annotation, cellular component: nucleus; CAF-1 complex. Gene Ontology annotation, biological process: nucleosome assembly; DNA replication-dependent chromatin assembly. The transcript is spliced from 7 exons. Lineage: Eukaryota; Metazoa; Arthropoda; Insecta; Lepidoptera; Pyralidae.